Labrus mixtus (cuckoo wrasse) is the source of this 1026-nucleotide messenger RNA. RefSeq names its product phospholipase A and acyltransferase 2-like. Lineage: Eukaryota; Metazoa; Chordata; Actinopteri; Labriformes; Labridae. Bases 275 to 811 code for a protein of 178 amino acids. Gene Ontology annotation, cellular component: cytoplasm. Gene Ontology annotation, biological process: N-acylphosphatidylethanolamine metabolic process. The transcript is spliced from 4 exons. Gene Ontology annotation, molecular function: A2-type glycerophospholipase activity; glycerophospholipid phospholipase A1 activity. The record is from RefSeq and is a predicted model, not a curated record.
AUAAAAAAACUUCAGGCCCCCCUGCAAAAGUCAGUCCCCCAGUUGGGCCACCCCAAUCCAAAAUAAUUGGGUAACUUGUGCAGCAUCUCUGUUGUGUUAUUGUUUCUUAAACUCAGACAUCUUAGAUGUAAUUGUUAUACGCAUCAGCCAAUCAGCUGCCUAAUGUCCAAGUGACAAACAGUCCAAACCAGAUUCUCAGACUACACACCCAGUGAGGGCGACCUGCUUCACAGCCGAUACCACAGACUGCACAGUAACGCACAUCGAGUCAGCCAUGGAGUACAAGGAUCAGAUUGAUGAACUUGUUGCCACUGCCAAAUUUGGAGACCUGAUAGAGUUUUGCUACCCCAUCGGAUAUUCACACUGGGGAGUGUAUGAUGAAGAUGGAUACGUCAUCCAUUUUGCUGUUGCAGAGGAGGGACAACUCAUGAACAAAGUACGGACCUACCUACAAGCAUUGAUCCCGGUAUGUGGGGACCUUCUUCUGGGCGUCACCAAGAUCCGCAGAAUGCCAAUCGGUGAGGUGACUGUUCCAGAAGGAACCCACGUCUCCAUCGCCAACAACCGCCACGCCUUCAGAGCAACAGAGCAGAAGGACAUGAGGCGACGGCGAGAUGCCCUUCUUGAUCAGGAACUCACAUACAGACUCCUCACUCUCAACUGCGAGCACUUUGCCACCUUUGUACGCUACGGGAAAGCUGUGUGCAACCAGAUUCCUGCAAAAUCAAAGAACGUGGAGUGUCAGGUGGCAACCGCAGCCUUCAGCGAAAUUGUCAGCUCAAACGAUACAACUAAAGAUCUUUUUGGAUGAACUCUACCUUUUUUAAAUGUUCACAUUUUUCACUUUAACAUUUCUGUUGCUCUUUUUGUGGAUGUGGCUCAGGUUUCUUUGUAAAGCUGGGAGGAGCUGGAAGUUUUUCUGUCAAUAAUUCAGCUGAAAAUAUGCAUGUUUGGGCUGCAAGUGAUGUUUGUCAUGAUCAAUUAAUCAGCCAAAUCUUUCCUUAAUAAAGUGAACAAUUGUUUCGA